Blumeria graminis f. sp. triticale is the source of this 1803-nucleotide messenger RNA. The record is from the annotation of a GenBank genome assembly. NCBI's taxonomy places the organism in Eukaryota, Fungi, Ascomycota, Leotiomycetes, Helotiales, Erysiphaceae.
AUGAUUGUUAUGGAGGGCUUACUGUUGGCUCCGCCAGAUCGUGGCUCUAUAAUAGGAAGAGCUGCUUGGAAGACAAGAUAUAUCGUCUUGGGUAGCGGAUCAGAAGCAAAGACUCAGAACAACCUCACAACUCAGCCCGAAAAGAGUGCAAUGUCUCGAAUUGGUCUCAAGUCUCCGUCCAAGCCUAACAUAGUAGAAAACUCUCCAGCUGCUGAGCAGAAGACUCAAUUAUACGUGUCAAUAUACAAAUCAAAGGGAGAAUACGAGCACUUAGCCCAACAUCCCAUAUCUGCAUUUCAAUGCUGUCAAGUGCGCAGUAUCCAACAUCGAAAACAAAGUCCACCCUUACCAACGCUCGCACUUGAACUGAAAAGCUUCACGACAACCACCAAACAGCGAAAGCGGCGCUCGAGUAGGUCAGGGAGCCUAAUAACUAAGGAUGCGGGUCCAAACUCUUUCCUUUUCCGAUCUGUAGAGAGCGAACCAUACACAAUAUAUGACUGGGAAGAGCAGAUCAAGCCAUUACUGACGCCAGUAAUGGAUAGUAUUGACUCAACAUGCUGCAGAAUUCCGACAAAUUUCAUUAGUCCAUUCACACCUAUUGCUAAUGCUUUACCAAUAAACAAACUUGAUAACCUUAAUUGCCAUAAUAUUCGGGUCAAGGCCCCACACCAGUACAUAUUACCAACAAAAUCUUCGGGACUGAUCUCUCCAACUCCUAGUUUACGGUCAAAGCAUUCUGACUUGUCUUCAAAGGCAAGCUCACAGCUUGUAGGAUGUUGUGUUGCUGCCCCAGCAUCUUACACGAGCAUACCGCCACCUGAAUAUCUACCUUCCACUUCAACAAGUGAUUACGAAAACCAUCUAAAUGAAAGCUGCAGACUAGCUCAGGGACGUUCGUCAGUUCUAUCCUCACACACCAGAGGUAGUAAUAGUGUUGCCUCAACCACUGCGUCCAGUGUUCAUAAUUCUCUAGGCCCUCGAGAAACUAUACUUGAUCGAGCGUUUCAGAUGCGAUACAUUCCUGGCAGCGAGCAAAUUUCGUCAGAAGAAGAUGUCAACAAGCUGUCCAGCACCGCACGAUUCGAGGCAUUGAUGCGUGAAAAUGACGAACGGAAAUUUUCAAAAUGGGAAACAGAUGCUAAGGAAACUUCGAAUUAUAUCGGAGAAGACAACAAUCUAGAGGACAUUGGCGAAGAUAGUGAGGAUGAAAUGUACAUAAGCGAUCAAGAGAAAGGGUUACCAGCACCGGCCCAGAGGGCUCUAGAUUUCAUAGCAGGCCGUAGCACACCAACCAGCAGGUCCCUUUCGCCAACAUCGAAGCCAGUUAUCCCAUAUCUAAAUCUUCAAGCACUAUCCGCACUUUCGGGGAACGCCUCCAACUCAGAUGACAUCAUUGGAAUUAAGCCCACUAACGGCACCGCAAAACGAAUUAACGGUCGACCCGCCUCACUUGCCAUGCCGCCACGCUCGCUCUCUACAUCUACCGCUUCAGUAAUGAAAGAGUGUAGUAGCAGCAGUAAAAAUAGCUACAACAACAAAGCCGAUUCCAAGGAAAAAAGACAAAGUAGUAAUAGUAAUAGAAGACUUAGUCUUCAAGAUUUCGCAAGAAGGCUAAGUUCUACUAGUAGUUUACUUUUAGUGCAAACGAACACGAGUUCGAGUCCUGGAAAAGGAAUAAUUGAUUACAGUAAAGACCUUGUCACUCACGCCAGGGGCGGCAUGAAUAGAGAAGAAAGCGAUCGAAGAUGCAGCUGGAGAGGAAGUGUUGGUGCAUUCAGCGUGGAUGGAAGCUUUUUGUAG